AUGGGAGGUUUAAAUAAGCCUGCAAUUAUAUUGUUAGCUAUUGAGCACAUGUUUGAUGCCAUUGUUAAUACAUUGAGAAGGGAAUUUUUAUUAAGAGUAUCAUAUCUUGAAGUUUAUAAUGAAAAAGUUAAUGAUCUCUUAAAUAAAAGUGCAACCGAUUUAAAAUUGCACGAAGAUAAUGGACAAAUAGUUAUAAAAUGUAAAGAAGAAGUAACUAACAGCCCUGAACAUGUUUUAUCGAUAAUGAAAAAAGGAAACAAGAAUAGGAGAAUAGGAGAAAUUGAUAUGAAUGAACGUAGUAGUAGAAGCCAUACAAUAUUUCGCAUUACUAUAGAAAGCCGGAAAACUGAUGCAGAAUCAGAUGGAGCAAUACAAGUUUCUCAAUUAAAUUUAGCAGAUUUUGCUGGUUCGGAAAGAGCAGGUCAAACAUGUACUACUGGAGAACGUUUUAAAGAAGGUCGACUUAUCAAUAUGUCUCUUUCUGCAUUUGGAUUAGUGAUAAAGCAAUUAAGUGAAUCCCAAGAUACACAAAAACAUGUUAAUUUUCGAGAUAGUAAAUUAACGAGAUUGCUACAAAAUUCAAUAGGUGGAAAUGCUAAGACGGCAAUGAUAUGCACUAUAACACCUGCCGCAUUAGAAGAGUCUUACUAUACAUUAUCAUUUGCGUCGCGUGCCAAGAAGGUCGAAAAUAAACCACAGAUUAAUGAAGUUAUGUCUGAUGCGACUCUUUUAAAGCGUUAUGCCAAACAAAUAUCCAAACUCAACUGUGAGCUAGAGAAAAUUAAAAAAGAAACAAUUGAAGAAAUGGAAAACAGAUUGCACGAAAAAGAUCGUAUUAAUCAACUUCUGGAGACCAAAUUUGUAUCUGGGAAUAAUGCAAAUAUUGAAGACUCGUCGUUUGGGUGUAGAUCUAAAAGAAGAAGAACUUGGGCAGGACCUACAUUUAAACAAAAUGUAUCAACUUUUCAACCGUGCCAAGGCUUACCCACGAUAAAAGAAAUGUCACCGGUAAAGCCUAGUAGAAAAAGUAUUAUUCAAACUGUCAACUUAAUGGAUCAAUCAUUCCAAAUAGCUUUCACGGAUUUUGAGUUAGAAUUAAUUAAUGAUGAAAAAGAUAGAGAAGAUGAUGAUUCCAUCGAUAGCCUCAAAGACGUGUUUAUUACAAAAAAUAAACAUAAACAUCGUGUAACAUUCAUGGACGAUAUGAGCAUUUAUAAACCAAAUUAUGAUAUUUAUGAGAGUACACCUAUAAAAAAAGAUACAUCAUAUCAGACAAACGAUAUUGAAGAAGAUCAGUCUCAUACACCGAAAAAAGUUUUACGCGAAAGAAUAACAUAUUUAGAACAAGAAUUUAAUAAACUUCGUGAAUUCAUAACAUUAGAAAAACAAGUGUAUAUUGAGGAUCAUCAAUGUUAUUCCGCUAAAAGAUAG
Polistes canadensis is the source of this 1431-nucleotide messenger RNA. It is a transcript of the gene Kif3C, whose product is annotated as kinesin-related protein 11. Gene Ontology annotation, molecular function: ATP binding; plus-end-directed microtubule motor activity; microtubule binding. The record is from RefSeq and is a predicted model, not a curated record. Gene Ontology annotation, cellular component: microtubule. Lineage: Eukaryota; Metazoa; Arthropoda; Insecta; Hymenoptera; Vespidae. Gene Ontology annotation, biological process: microtubule-based movement; mitotic cell cycle.